AUGUAUUCGUCUUCCAAUUCGUUUUUGGGCGGCUCAAAUUCAGCACGCCCUGGUCCUGGAGGCUUCGGACCACAGCAAUCGUUCAGCUCGUUCAAUCAAGCUCCUCCGCAACAGCAAUCGCCCUUUGCUCCGCAGCCCACCGGCUUCCCCGGUCAAUUACAAGCUCAACAGACCGGCUUUCCAGGUUAUCAGCAGCCGCAGGGGUUUCCAGCUCCUGCGCAGCAACCUCAGUUUACGGGCUAUCCCCCUCAAAAUCAACCUCAACAACCCCAGUUUCAGCAGCCUCCUCCGCAGGCCCCAGCUUUCCAGCAACAGCCUUCCUUUCAAGCUGCUCCUCCUCCUCCAGCUCCUCCGCAACAGCCGCCGGCCGCUGCUCCUCUCCGUCCUCAGCAGACGUCGUCUCAGAUCGCGGCCUCUUUUACUCAAGGCUCAACCAGCGCACCACCUGCGGCCAGGAGGAGGCAGAGCAAGAGUUCCAGUAGAAUCCCAAACAUUCGGUUGUCGUUCAUCACUGCUACCGACCAGGCAAAAUUUGAGCAGUUGUUCAAGUCCGCCGUGGGAGACGGCCAGGCAUUGAGCGGAGAGAAGGCCAGAGAUCUGCUCUUGAGGUCGAAACUGCCUGGCAGUGCCUUAUCGCAGAUAUGGAUCCUAUCCGACACUACAAAAUCAGGCCAGCUCCUUUUCCCCGAGUUUGCUCUGGCCAUGUAUCUGUGCAAUCUGAGAUUGACCGGAAAGGAUCUGCCGAGCGCGCUUCCCGAGAAGAUCAAGAACGAGGUGUCGAGCAUGGUCGAUAUCAUUUCGUUUGGAGUUCCGGAUGAGAAGCCUUUGCCGCCGACGCGGUCGCAUGUACCGGACUUUGAUGCUCCGCUCAGGCAGAAUGCUGUUUCCCCCCCUGCUCCUCAGCAGCCCACCCCGCAGCAGCCAUCUAACCAGCAGCUUUUGACACAGCUCACUUCCCAGCCCACGGGGUUCUACAAUCAGGCUACAGGCUUCCAGCCCGGCCUCCAGUCGCAGCCUACCGGCUUCCCGGGGCUCUCGCAGGGCCUGCAGACUCAAGCCACGGGUUUUGUAAAUCCCGCCCAGCCUGGUGGUUUUGGCGGCGCUCGACCUUCGCUGCCACUUAUGCCCACGGGUGGUUUCGGUUCGAAUGUUUCACCGCAACAGACAGGCCCUCUGCAAGCCCAGCCGACCGGGCUUCCUGGCCAAUGGGGUUUCGUGAACACGCCUGCUGGCGGUCUGCCCAAUAUUGAAGCUCUUCAACAACGUCUGAUGCCUCAAUCUGGUCGCGAAGCCGGCGGCUACACAACGCAAGGGCUGUCCGGGACCGCGAAGAUCCCUUGGGCGGUCACCAAGGACGAGAAAAGGAUUUAUGAUCAGCUGUUCAAGGCCUGGGAUGGUCUAGGCAAGGGUUUCAUUGCUGGAGAGACCGCAAUUGAGAUUAUGGGCCAGAGUGGGCUGGAGAGAUCCGAUUUGGAAUCCAUUUGGACACUAUCUGACCCUAACAAUAAGGGUCGACUGAACAUGGACGAGUUCGCUGUCGCGAUGCAUCUCAUCUAUCGGAAGCUGAACGGAUACCCCAUCCCGGCCCGGCUUCCGCCAGAACUCAUUCCUCCAUCAACAAAGAACUUCAAUAGCUCUAUUGAUACCGUCAAAUCUCUCCUGUCCCAGGACGCAGAGGCCAGAAAAUCGUCGGGUGCAUUCCUGCAGCCUCAGAAGACCGGCGUGAGUUACUUGAAGGAUCAUUCGUUUCGCAGUGGCUCUGCGUCGCCGAAUUUUGGCCGCAAGGAUGCAACUGUCUUCCGCAACAAUGACGACGACGUGGGAUAUCGCUCGAGUGCCAGACGACGUCUUGGGCACGGGGGUAGAACUCCUUCCCCCGCACCAUCUUCCGACAUGGGAGAUAGUGUCUAUGAUGAUCUCACGCCCGAUCAGAUCAGGAAGAAGAUACGGGAGAAGAAGAUCUUACUCGACGCCACUGACUUCCAGGACGAACGACAAGCUGACGACGAGGAUAUCCUGGAUCGGAGGGAUCGACGAGAGGCCGAAGAACUUUUCAGGCAGAUCCGACGAAUUCAAGACGAUAUCGAUACGCAUCCUAACUCUGGAUUGGCCAGCGGGGACACAGGCGCAGAGAGGAGAGCGAUGAGAAGAGAGCUGCAACGAUACCAAGAUCGCCUCCCAGUAUUGGCCUCAGACGUAAGAAAAGUUGAGAAGAGCAUUGCCGAAGCCAAGCUGCAACUCUUCCGCUUGAAGGACGCCAAAGCUCAUCCCAACAGUGCCUCAAACAUUGUUGGAACUGGACCUAACGGCACGAUCACCGAAGCCGACCGUAUUAAAGCGCGAGCGCGCGCCCGAAUGCAAGCUCGAGCUGCUGAGCUUGCUGGACGCCCUGCCCCUGCUGCUGAUGACGAAGCCGGGGCGCAGAGACGCUUAGAGCAAGAGAGUUCUAAGGUCAAAUCAGAACAAGAACGGCACGAGGCUAUGACUCGAGACGUAGAAGAGAGCGUAAAGGACUUUGUUUCGAGCCUCGAAGAUGGGCUGCGAGACCAAGGGGAUAAUCCGACUCAGGAGCACGAGCGGCGGAGGUGGGAGGAAGCUCUCGGCGUGGAAGAUGAGAUAAAAGAACUCAUCUACGACCUACAACGGAGCAGUAGGACCGCGAAGAUUCGCAAAGAAGAACAAUCACGCCCAGCCAGACAAUCGUCGCGCGACUUUUCACAUGAGGAACCGACACCGACAAAUGGCAACUUGCCUUCGCGACCAGCUCCAACAUCGGCCUCUUCGACCUCUUCCGUGACAACGGGCCAGUCACAUCAGGAUCGCAUUGCGACCGCCAAGGAGAAGGCUCUGAAACGUAUACAGGAGAGAAUGGCUGCGGCCGGAAUCAAGCCAGCUGGGGAGUCUGGUGAAACUCCCCAGCAGCGCCAGGAACGCGAGAAGCAAGAGAGAGCCGAACGCCUUCGCAAAGCUGAAGCCGAGGAUGCCAGACGUGAGCAAGAACGACAGCAAAGACUUGCGAAUGAGGGGGUGACGCCUCCAAGUCCGAAGGCUGAGAAGAAGCCGCCUCCUCCGCCCACUCGAAAGCAGAGACAAGACAGCACAGAUUUCUCAGCCAAGAAGGCCGCUGAAGCAGCAGCCCGGGCGAAGGCGGAAGAAGAAGCUGCUGCGCAGAUCAGGGCAGAGCAGGAAACAGAGGCGCGCCAGCGCGAACGCUUAGAGGCCCAGGCGAAGACUCAAGAAGAGGAGCUUGAGAAGGAGCGUGAGGCCGCUCAAGCCCGCUUGCGAGCGCUCGAAGAGCAAGUCAAGGCAGGUAAAGUGAAGAAACAAGAAGAAAAGGCCCGAAAGAAAGCAGCGGAGAAAGAGGCCAAGGAGAAGGAGGCCAAGCUUGCUGCACAAAGAGCUGAGCUGGAGGCAGCUCGAGAGAGGGAACGCCAACUCCAGCUUCAACUUGAGCAACUUGGAGACGAGUCGUCAUCAGACGACGACGACGGUCCACAACAGAUUACGCCUCAAGAGAGCACUCCGGCAACCAGCCAAAUGCUGACUGGCUCAAUUGCCUCACCACCACCGAGCACUGCUCCGGAACCUUAUGCAAGCAGUGGUCAUGAGGCCACCCCGGUUUCUAGCCCACCAGCUGCUGAAGAAUCGAGGAACCCAUACUUCCGCAAAUUGUCCCAAACGCAACCGUCAGAGAAUGGAAGGCCAGUUUUCUCCCCGCCGCCUAUCCCGCAAACUCAGACAUUCUCGCCUCCAACAGCCCCUCCUCCGCCAGCGCCGCCUGCAGAAAGCCUGCCAUCGACUAACCCCUUCCACCGAAUCGCUCAACAGGAGGCCGCUAAGCCAUUGACCCCCAGCUUUACCGGUGCUCAAUCACGGCGGCGUCCGGAAGAGGAUGAAUGGUCUGCUGCCGGGUCCGAGAAGGAUGAAGAUAGUGACGACGAAGCCGAACACCCCGGUGGAGGAUCUGCUAAACAUUUGGCUUCCAUUCUGUUUGGCACCAUGGCACCACCCAGACCACUAUCUGCCAUGGAUAGCAAGCCCCAGACGCCUGUCCAAGAACCACCACCAAUUCCAGGUGCAUUUGACUCCGGUUCCGCUCCGCCACCACCACCUCCUCCUCCGAUGCCCGGGAGUGGCGCACCAACGGCACCACCGCCUCCUCCUCCAAUGCCCGACUCUGGUGCUUUCAACGCACCACCGCCACCUCCCCCUUUCCCUACCUCUGGUGCUCCUGGGGGCCCGCCGCCGCCUCCACCGAUGCCCGCUCCAGCCCGUUCUGGAACUGGUGAUAUAGGUGCUUUACUGGGUGAGAUCCAGAAAGGCAAAGGCCUGCGAAAGACUGAGACGAAGGACAGGAGUGCGAGCUCUGUCGCAGGGAGAGUACUGGAUUAA
Molecule: messenger RNA, 4392 nt
Organism: Fonsecaea erecta
Lineage: Eukaryota; Fungi; Ascomycota; Eurotiomycetes; Chaetothyriales; Herpotrichiellaceae
Exons: 3
Coding region: 1-4392 (1463 amino acids)
Biological process (GO): endosomal transport; endocytosis
Cellular component (GO): plasma membrane; cytoplasm
Molecular function (GO): calcium ion binding; actin binding
Source: RefSeq, a predicted model, not a curated record